Molecule: messenger RNA, 1479 nt
Organism: Brienomyrus brachyistius
Lineage: Eukaryota; Metazoa; Chordata; Actinopteri; Osteoglossiformes; Mormyridae
Gene: tomm22
Product: translocase of outer mitochondrial membrane 22 homolog (yeast)
Exons: 4
Coding region: 310-714 (134 amino acids)
Biological process (GO): intracellular protein transport
Cellular component (GO): mitochondrial outer membrane
Source: RefSeq, a predicted model, not a curated record
ACUGCCGGUGGUCCUCUCGUGCGCUUGGUGGCGCUAUCACUAUAGACGCUACCGCUUUGUGACGUUCGACGUUGCUGUUUCCGGGCGUUCGACGCGCAUGUAACUUGAAUGACCUCAGACUGCUGCAGAUCCCUCACACGCUUUCUCGCUGGUGCUUUAAGGCAGGCUCGGGUGAAACCGGUAAGGCUGCUGUAAAAAAAAAAAAAAAAAAAAAAACCAGACUUAGGGCUGACUUGCGGCGCACUUACUCCGGCUUUCAGAGGCACAAGGCCUAACGUCCCGUGGGUGACUUGGUGAGGGAAGUGGAUAAUGGCUGGAAUCGAAGAGAUUUCUCCCUCAUCGGGCCCAGUUGAGACCCGGCCCCCCGAAGACGAGAUCGAAGGCGAUGAUGAAGACGACGAGUUAGAUGAAACCCUCGUGGAAAGGCUGUGGGGCCUCACUGAGAUGUUCCCAGAUAGCCUGAGGUCUGCAGCUGAGGUGUCUGUGGACUGUUCUCUUUCUGUGGCCAAGAAGGUGUACAGCUUUACCCGGUCGGCGCUCUGGGUGGGCACCACGUCCUUCAUGAUCCUGGUGCUGCCGGUGGUCUUUGAGACGGAGCGGCUGCAACUGGAGCAGCAGCAGCUACAGCAACAGAGACAGAUCCUGCUUGGACCCAACACUGGGAUGUCUGGUGGGAUGCCUGGAAUGAUGCCUUCAGCUCCGGGGAAGAUGUGACCGUGUCAUCUGUCUGUGAGCAUCCGAGUUGCACGAGGAGAGCGGAGGACUGGAAUGUGGAGCAGCAGAAUCCAGGGACUGGAGAACCAGUAUACACAAGUAUUCCAGUGCCAAGGCUUGGCUUGGGGUGUGUGUGUAUGUUUGGGGGGGGAGGGGGGCAGCGUUAUCUCCUGGCUUGUGGAUUCUGUGAUGGUGAGAUUACCAUCCCUUUUGCAGCCUCUCGUAGAACAUUCUGCAGAGACAGUCCUUUGACCGCUAUCCUUUUAGGUUUCUCUUUUUUUAUAUAUAUAUAUAUAUAAUAGGCGUAUAAAUAUGUACGUGUUUCAGGGGUGGGGUGGGCGGGUAUGAUAUUACUGAUUGGGAGUUGGGGUAGACCGUCUCAUGUUACAUGUGAGUAUGAGUUUGCACAGAAUGAUGAAUAAUGUAAGAACGUCGUUCCACAGAGCUGAGCAUCGUUUGCGUUUGUGAUGCUGCUGUCCGGCCUGCGAGUACCGAGCGAGAGUGUGAGCGCCGUCGCUCUCGUGAGGUGCACAGUCCCUCUAUGUCUAUUUUUCCAGUCUCAUCGAAAAUCGCAUCAAAGCCUUUGUGAGUGAGGAGAUGCACAGGAGCGUAUUUUGUUAAAAUGCGAAGUAUUACGUUAUUUUAUAGUCCUUCUUGUGCAUUAUUAGUACAUGUUACUCACAGUUCUCCAUUUCAGGCUCAGAUCUGUGCCCCCUUGUUCUUGUCUGACGUGACCACAGGAAUAAACAUCCAGAGAAACUGAAA